Molecule: messenger RNA, 555 nt
Organism: Megalobrama amblycephala (Wuchang bream)
Lineage: Eukaryota; Metazoa; Chordata; Actinopteri; Cypriniformes; Xenocyprididae
Product: unconventional myosin-XVIIIa-like
Exons: 3
Coding region: 43-540 (165 amino acids)
Cellular component (GO): myosin complex
Molecular function (GO): cytoskeletal motor activity; ATP binding
Source: RefSeq, a predicted model, not a curated record
UCAAGAACAAACUGUCUUUCCUACAGAAAGAGCAUUAGUGGGAUGUUUGUGGGCCGCUCUAGCAGUGCUGCAGUUCUAACCGGCUCAAUCGCUGGACUGGAGGGCGUUUCUCAGCUCGCCCUGCGUCGGGCCACCAGCAUGAGGAAAACCUUCACCACAGGCAUGGCAGCGGUCAAGAAGAAAUCUCUCCUACUUCAGAUUAAACUCCAAGUGGAUGCACUGUUGGACACCGUCCGCAGAUCCAGGGUUCACUUUGUCCACUGUCUGUUACCCCGAGCGGAAGUUCUGAGGGCCGCAGGGUCAGAGGAGAGUUGCGACACUGGACUCAUGCAGAUGGAUGUGGCUUUGCUCAGGGCCCAGAUCCGUGGCUUCAAACUGCUGGACAGUUUGAGGAUUUACAGACAGGGUUACCCUGACCACAUGGUCUUCUCUGAGUUCAGAAGACGCUUUGACGUUUUGGCCCCUCACCUGACCAAGAAACUGGGCCGAAACUACAUUGUGAAGGAUGAGAAACGAGUGAGUAGCUAUUUAAGAGAAUAAUGUGCAUGGAAAUAA